GGAGGAGGAGGACCCGCUGACUGGGCUGCGUGCGCAGCUUCAGUCUGGAGUCGCUACGACGGGACCGCAAUGAAGAGAUAAAUAGAACCCUUAUCUAUUUAUUUUUCUAAGUGUUCCUGGUCCGGUUCAGUGAUACGUGAGAGGGGGCGGCUGCUGCGGGAGGCUGCGACCGCGCUCGUCUGCUUGUUAGGGCUGCCUAGAAGAAUUAUGGAUGAGACCCGUCAGUAGCACUUGAUGAAGAUUUGGGUUGUUUCUUCAGUCUGAACAAUGGAGAGUAGUGAUGAUGUGUCUGUAACCAUGACACAGUCUCAGACUGAUGAGGUUGGGGGAGGAGAAAUCCCCAGUAAAGUGGAGGAUGGAGUAAACCUACCUGUUCCUGCUGAUUCCUGCGGCAGCAAUGUGACAGAACUGAGUAAAGGAGGGCUCUCGAACCUGGCGGAGCCUUCGGUACCGUCAGUGGUGAGUCCCGCUGCUGAAGCACCAGGAGGCGUGGCGCUUAAAGUCGCCACCACUGUCCUACACCCGAUGUGCCUGGGAGAGAGCCCGCUGAUGCUGCCCAUCCACCUCCAGAUGGCUGGAGCAGCUGCGCCUCAGCUCGGCCAAAUGGGGGCAGCACCGUACUUGAUAACGAGCCAAAGCCCAGUUUCACUUCCUCUGGUCUUGGAUCAGCAGGUCAUCCAGCACAUGAGCCCCUCUGUGAUUCCUCAGACCGCUAACUGCCCCCAGAUCCAGAGCAACGUCCUGUGUCAGAAUCCUUUGACGUUCGGUUUACCUCCAGCUGCGGACCAGAAGUCAGCGGGACAAACGCAGGAUGCUAACCUGCUCUCUCUCCUGCAGAAUCCGGCGUUCGUAGCCCUCAUGCAGGAUCUCUUCCCCUCCCAGGCAGCAGGUUCAUCAACCUGUCAGUCGCCAGGCUCCACCUUCUUCCCUCUUCCUCCCCUCACGCCUCCCUACACCUCCCCUCUGUCCCCGCUAGUCCCCCCUGCCACUCUUCUAGUCCCCUAUCCUGUCAUCAUCCCCCUGCCAGUGCCUCUGCCAAUCCCUCUUCCCAUCCCCAUUCCUGUUCCUCAGGCCGAGGACUCGAAGGGGAACAUGCCAAAACCAGUUUGCACUGUGAGUAAAAGCACUCAGACUUCUCCAAAAGAUACUACCUCUCCUCCUUUGUUGUCUUCGAGCAGAUGUGUGCCAUCAUUCCAGCCUCAAAACGUGACCCCGUCGUUGCUUCCUGUAGAUGAAGGACAGGCUCUGGACCUUUCUGUCAAAGCAUGCCCAGUUGAACUAAAACAGGAAUAUCCCAGUCCGCAGCAGGACAGCGUGCUGGACUUGUCAGUGCCUGGUGUGAGGAAAAAGUGUGUUCAGGCAGACAAAGGAGUAGCUUUCCACUCCGGUCAAGACUCCAGCGGUACUUCUGUAUCUCUGGGGGUCGAAUGCACUCAGAGUUUAGAUUCCAAACUCCUGGGCAGCCUGGCUUCACUGGAGUUCAGCCGGCAGCACAAGUGGGUGGUUGACAGCAGCGCAGGCGGGUCGAGCUCUCGGAGUCAGGAAGCGUCUCUCAGCACGGCCGGAAACCUUGAGAUAGUCAGCACCUCGCAGACGGCCAAGGUCAUUGUGGCGGUGAAGGACGCCAUCCCCGCCAUCCUCUGCGGGAAGAUCAAAGGCCUUUCAGGAGUCUCCACCAAGAACUUUUCCAUCAAACGGGACGGCAGCCAGGCUGCGUCCCUGCAGCAGCUGUACGGGGUGUCGACAGCGUCCCAGCUGGAGCAGCACGACCCCAACAACCCACUGAAAAAGGUCCCGAAGAGCCGGGCGAUCAAACUGAAGAAGGUCAGCUCGCAAGAGAUCCAUUUCCUCCCCAUGAAGAAGCAGAGACUCGCAGCACUGCUACCCAGGAAGUGAAAGUGUUCAGCAGAGGGGGAUUAAUAGUCAGACCGCUCUCUGGUAAUCCCUCCGGAGCGUGUAACAUAAAACACAUGUGGGGACGUUCUGUAAUCAAGCUCAUACACUUAAAAAUGUCCAAUCAGCUCGUAGAGACUUUGGCCCCGAAUGUUGCGUAAACUGAGGCUUGUGAAUGUCUGACAGUGUGACACAGUAGUUACAGAAAUGGUUUCCAUCGGACUUCUCUGCCUCGCUGUGUUUUAUUGUACUGCACUACUCUCCAGUGUUAUGCUAAACCAUAAAUAUGUGUGUGUGUGUGUAUGGCAGCUUAAUGGGCUCUCCAUGUGGCUUUGGAGAUUGUCUCUUUGAAUCGAAAGAUGUUGAGGAACAUUUUUUGACUUUAGAAUUACAGCAGAGACACAUGGGUUCCAUUUCUCCAAUUUAGAUCACAGUUUGUUUCCACAUGUAAUUUUUAUUUAUGUGCACUGAAGAAGUUAAAAAAAAAAAAAAAAAAAAACCUGGUAGUUGAGGUUCUCACUGCUCAGAGCAGAGCAGUAUGUGCUGGCAGGACGUGACUGAGACUGUUAAAACAUGUCCCAUCGUCGGAAAUUCCCAUAGUCAUCAGUGGCUCAGUGGAGCGAUUCAUUCCCCUCUGAUUGGUAAGGGUUUAGCAUGACAGGCUAAUAAUCACUUGGCAAGGCCGGAGCCAAAACUUCAUUCUAAUGAACGUUGGCGACAGCCGUCUGUUGCGACAAAACACAUUCUCGUUUUGUUUAACAGCAGGAAAAAAGGGAUGUCUGAAUUGUUUUCACAUUUAAAACAGAGCUUUCUAUCAGCCUGACAGAAAUCAGGGCAGUAUUUCUGGAAAAGGAGACGUUUUUGUUGCUGGCUGAAUGAGCCCUUCUUAAUCCAAAAUAGAAGCAUAAACACUUUAGAGCAAGUGUCUAAAACGCCAGAACCCGCUGCUGUUUCCAAGAGCUAAUGAAGUGAAGCUAGGUGGAAGUUUAAUAUUGAUUUGUUGAAACCUGUUGAAAAUGUGAACUGGAGCUGAGGUGAAGGGAACAGCCAGAUGAAAGAAGAAACGAUGAACGUUUUCUUCUUUCUGCUUCAGUGAGAGAAAAAUACUGUUUGUAUAUUUGUUAAGUGUGUUAUUAGUCUGUUAUUAGAACUAGUAUUGAUUGAUGAGACUCCCCCCCUUUCUCUAUUUAUAAAACUUGUCUAUGUAAAAACAUUAGUUAAGUGGUUUGGUAUCAUUAGGACUCUUCCUCCUCCUCCUCCUUCUUCUUCUUCUGCCCUUAAAGUGUCUUGGUCUCAGAAACUGACAGCCACAGUUCAGAAAUCUCACCCACAACCCAAACAAAUAAAACAGAAUCACACAGACUGGCAAGAUGGUGGCGUUAAAAAACAAACUUUACAUUGUGGCCGUUAACAUUUGAACUGUAAGUCUCAAACAAAGUCCUUCCUGGAUUCUGUGGAUCCAGACAAAUCUAUCCACACAGGCCACGCCCAUUUUCAUAUUUUUUAAUCUAAAUCUGUUUUUAUGCUGCUGUUUCUUUUCCUAGCAGAAGAAGUGUUUGUCCCCCCCCACACACACAGGUUUUUGAUAUUCACAACUAUUUUGAAAUUAUACAUUUUUGAAUGUCUCAAUUUUACAUAAAUGAUCAUAAAUCAAAAUUGGCUUUAGCUCUUGUAGCCAAACUCGUGCACAUGUUCGGACACUAGGUGGCGCUUUUCUGCGCAGUCUUGGGAUAUUCUGCUGCUAGUGUGCACCUCAAAUGCAAAAUGUUUAUAUCUAGUAGAUAGGAGAGUGGAUUCUUGAAAAAUUAGGGAGACACAAUCUACAGUCAGGACUUGGUAAAGAUAAGUGAUGUGAAAUAUUAGAUUUUUGCAGAUAUCCAAAAUGCCAAUAUUGUCAAAGUCACUCUGGCCAAUUUGCAGAUGCUGAUAUGUACACGAGUUUUUUGCAUCUUACUGCAGUAAACAUCAAGUUUCUCCCGCACUGGAAUCAACAAAAUGUUUAAUAUGCCUACUUUUAUUGUGACGACCCGCUUGUCAAACACACUCUUCAAAAUGAACAAAUUCCCAGGAAUAAAACUGUUUAAAAACUA
This is a messenger RNA of Acanthopagrus latus (yellowfin seabream), 3983 nucleotides long. Its product is annotated as retinoic acid-induced protein 2-like. The transcript is spliced from 2 exons. The record is from RefSeq and is a predicted model, not a curated record. Gene Ontology annotation, cellular component: nucleus. Gene Ontology annotation, biological process: animal organ development. The coding region runs from base 268 to 1896 and encodes 542 amino acids. NCBI's taxonomy places the organism in Eukaryota, Metazoa, Chordata, Actinopteri, Spariformes, Sparidae.